AUAUUGCUGGGCAACCCUGCGCUCGCGUCGAUUUUGAUAGCGUUAGAUAUUUUUCUGUUUUGCUGAAAAAUAAUAUUUUCUUUAUAAUUUAAACAAAAUAGUUACUAAUUUUCGGUGAAAAAAUGAGUGAUCCGUUAAAAAAAGGCGGCCGGACAACUGUGGUCUCUUCAGAGCUGUCUGACCUGAAAUUUGUUAAGCUGCACAGCCCUAAAAUGAAGAGUGUUUACUGGCAGCAUUUUGGGUUUCCUACUAAUGAACAUGAUCGCAUCAUCACUAAACAAAAUGUUGUGUGCACAUUGUGCCACAAGGUUUUGACUAACCAUGGAAAUACAACAAAUUUGCGCGCACACUUGCAACAUCGGCACAAAGACAUUUUUCAAAAAAUUUGCAUCGAAAAUGGUAUAAGAAUACCACCUCGACGUCCACUUACUAAACCUAACAAUUCUGGGAUGGGACCUGGCCGCAUGAGCACAAAGCGCGACCCUCUUCGUCAAAAGGUUAAAAUAGAGUCUCGGGAAUCCAUGCAAGAUACAUCAAACCAAGGUAGUUUGCCGGGAGAAGAGCCAUCAAUGCUCUAUGAGACAAUGGUUCCCAUGACAUACGACGACGACGACGUAAUUGAUAACGAUCACUUCGUGAAAGUAGAAGUGUCCGGCAAUACAAGUGUUGACGGAUUGUCAAAAGUUAAGAAUGCAAAUGAACAUAGUACUGUAGAAGUAAUAUCUAUGUUGCCAAAAUAUAGUGCAGUUCCAAACUAUCGGUCGGAAAUGGGAGAGAUGGUGAACCAAUACCAGUUGCAAGAUGCCUUGGUAAAUAUGGUCAUAAAUGAUGUACGCAACGUGGAUACACUUUAUGAUCAGGGUAUGUCGACAUUUAUUCGCACCCUUUGUGGCAAUGUUUCAUUGCCAUUGGACAAAAAGAUUGAGGCGCUUAUUCGCGAAUUACAUAGCGACAAGUUGACUACACUGGCAAGCCAAAUUAAAAUGCGCUCACAAGUAAAACCGUAUUCUUUGGGCUUUGAAAUUUGGAAGAACGUUGAAAAUAAACAUUUUAUGUCAAUAUAUUUCAACUAUACUACAGAUGCACCGGAAUACAAUCUUCUAAAUCAAUUGUACUGCACAGUUGAAUACAACAAGUUUACAUCCAUCGACGAAAUAUUUGAAGAAUUCAAUUUGGAAAAUUGCGCAGCAGCUAUUGUUAGCUAUGAAUAUGAUGACUAUCUUAAACACUUUUUGAAAUCCAAGAAUGUCCCAAUUAUAUUGUCGUACGAUGUCACUGUGGACAAGUGCUUGAAAUGUGUAUUCGCUUUACCGGAUGUGGCUUCAAUAAUUGAUCAAGUUAAGGAAAUGAUAAUGCGCUAUGGAUCGGAGAUUAGUUCAAAGGAUGUAGACAUUCCCACAAUAAAUGAUGAAUUUCCCUGGACGUUUUACGAACUUUUAAAAUUUUUUUCCGAGACCGUAUCAUGGCCCGAAGACGUUGAUAUUCUAGUUUCUUCCUCGAAAGUUAUUGUGGAUACGUUAAAUAUCUUAGCCAUAACUUUGGAUACGCUUAAGGGUGAGGAAAUUCCGCACAGUAGUAUGUUAUCGCCUAUAACAUCCAAAAUAGUGAAUAAAAAAUUAGCUUUAUGUGAAACUGACGAUGAAUUUGUGGCGAAUAUAAAAACAACUAUAAGCAGAGAACUUCAGGACGUUGUAAUUUCCGAUCACCACUUGACCAUUGCGGCAUUGCUUGACCCUCGAUUUCAUCGACUAACAACUGUUAAAAAUCUAGGAAAAUGUAUCCAAAUUUUAACUAAUAAUUACAACAAAAUGCACCAACAAGAUGGAGGUAAUGUGACAGUGACAAAAGAUUCAACCGAAAAUAAACCUGCUACUUCCACUUCAAGGAAGUCAAAUUUGGAGAUAUUUUUUGAUAUUCAGGAUGAGCCGGUCCCUUCAUCUGCAACGCAAGAAGAGUGUAACUUAGAAAGUGAUCUGAAACGUUACCGAACGGAAGUAUAUGUAAAUUUAGAUGAAUCACCGUUUUCAUGGUGGAAUAAAUUUGGUCAUAUGUAUGGGAGCUUAAAACGUCUGGCACCCAUUUACCAGUGCAUGCCAUGCGUUGUGAACAUGAAUUUUAAGAAGCAUGUCAAGCAGCAAAUUUAUGAACAGCAUAAGCGAUAUAUGCUUACAGGCAAUUUAAUCGAUGCAAUUCUUUUUCUGCAUAAUAAUAACGAUAAUAAGUUUGAUUAGAGCACGAGUGGAGUAAUUGUUAAUAUUUUAUUAUUAGUUAUAACUCAAAGUAAAUAAACGCAGUUAUAUAACUUCGUA
This is a messenger RNA of Anastrepha obliqua, 2309 nucleotides long. RefSeq lists its product as uncharacterized. Lineage: Eukaryota; Metazoa; Arthropoda; Insecta; Diptera; Tephritidae. The transcript is spliced from 7 exons. The record is from RefSeq and is a predicted model, not a curated record. The coding region runs from base 123 to 2231 and encodes 702 amino acids. Gene Ontology annotation, molecular function: DNA binding.